This is a messenger RNA of Alternaria arborescens, 1863 nucleotides long. RefSeq lists its product as hypothetical. The record is from RefSeq and is a predicted model, not a curated record. Lineage: Eukaryota; Fungi; Ascomycota; Dothideomycetes; Pleosporales; Pleosporaceae. Bases 1 to 1863 code for a protein of 620 amino acids. The transcript has a single exon.
AUGUCAACCAACACUUUCGCAACACAGAGCGACAUGGUACAACGAAUCAACAUCGGCGGCCUAAGGUUACCUACCGACCAAGAACGAGCAAGAAUAUCUCAGCUUUCUGCUCGUCCGCAGCUCAUAAGUAUACAGCAGUUACCCAUUCAAACCAGCUUCGGAUCUUACGGUAGUUACCCUUCUCCGGCUGCGUUCCAACAACAGCCUUUCUUUCCUUCUCCCGGCGUCGCUGCUACUAAUUGCUUUCCUCCUGGUGCCUUCCCCCACCAGCAACAACCUUACAACCUGGGUAGGUCACAACCCGCAUUCUCUCCUGGCGUCGCUGCUUUCAGUGGCUUCCCUGCUGGUGUCUUCGCCAACCAGCAGCCGCAAUAUCACACUCCGGGUGGGCCACAACCCGUGUAUGCUCCUGGCGUCGCUGCUACUAACUGCUUUCUUACUGGUGCCUCCCCCCAUCAGCUACAAUAUUUUCCCCAGGCUCAGACCUAUGGAGGUCAGUAUAGCCAGAAUGCCUUCGCGGCACCGGUGCAGGGUCCUUGGGCGGCUCAGAAUGUUGCGAGUACCGCCGCGCCGCCUGCUCAGCAGGAAGAACAGUAUUUUGAUCUCACCAGAGAUGACGAAGAAGAGGUGCGAGCACCCACACUAGCAUCAGCAUGCCCUGUUGUCCCCGCCUCGGCCGCCCAAGACAUAGGUCUCCUCACCCCUGCGGAUACACCCUCCUCACUAGAGGCCCUCUCCGUCCCCGAGGCACCCUGCCACCUCGGCGAACGAGUCAAACACCUCCAGUUGACCAUCAGAGAAAGCUACGAACCAUGCGCCUUCCGCCUUUUCCGCAGCUUCAUGUUCAUGAACAUAAAACAGCAGCGCGAGUACUGCAGCUUGUUUUGGCCCUCGAACGAAGAGGCUUAUGAAGAGAUCCUUCGAGCCUCCAAACUCUCUCUGGAUUUCUCGACCAUAUACUAUUUGCGCCUUUCGUUAACAUCGAAGCUGAAAGAGGCCAAGAGCGAAGAAGAGCGCGAGAAGUUGGAAGAAGAAAAUGAGGCCAUUUGCGCUGAGAUGGAGAGAACUUGCAAAGCCAAAUUGCAAGAUAGGAGGGAUGAAGAGAAUUUGAGCAAUCUCCACCAGGCUGUUACCACUACCAAGGGUAAGAAGAGCAAGGCCUCGAGGGCAGCACAACUAGAGGUGUGGAAUGAGGAAAAUGUAAGAGUGCAGGAAGCAAAGCAGGAGAGGUGGGCGAAGCUGGAUGGCCAGCAAACCUCAACUUCGCUUGCUGGCCAAAAGAGGAAGCAAAGGGUUCAAGAGGAGCCUAACCCUGCUCCGAAGAGGGGGAGACCUCCAAAGGUCAGGGCUGCAGAGGACGUGGCUGUGGUGAAGGAGAAGAAGAAUCGUGGGAGGCCUCGGAAGAGCCCUGUGGUUCAAGAACCGACUCCUGAGCACGCCAUCGAUGAAGCGGAGGAUGAUGGGGCGUUGGAAGCAGCACUGUAUGCUGGCUUGUGCGAGGAUGUCGUUGGAGAGGAGGAGGAUGGGUCGUCUGAAGCAGCUCCGCAAACAUGGCUCGCCGCUGAUGACAGUGACGUUGUCGAUGAGAGUGCUGAGGUGGAGACUUCUGGACGAGUACAAAUGCACGAUGAAGAUGAUCGGGUUGCCGGAGCCGUCGCCGAGGACCGACCGGAGGAGGUUCGUGUGGAUGAGAGUGCUGCUGUAAUCGCCAGCUCGUCUCAAGAGCAUGGACAAGAGGAAGAGGGCUGUGACGAAGACUCUCUCUUCGGAGACUCUCUUUUCGAAGACUUUGAGCUUGGAAACCUCCUCGAUACGGGGGCUGCGAAUGAUAUUGGGGCUACGCUAGACGGCAUGUUCUUCUAG